Onychostoma macrolepis is the source of this 2583-nucleotide messenger RNA. RefSeq names its product methylthioribose-1-phosphate isomerase 1 (gene mri1). NCBI's taxonomy places the organism in Eukaryota, Metazoa, Chordata, Actinopteri, Cypriniformes, Cyprinidae. The transcript has 6 exons. The record is from RefSeq and is a predicted model, not a curated record. Bases 764 to 1825 code for a protein of 353 amino acids. Gene Ontology annotation, molecular function: S-methyl-5-thioribose-1-phosphate isomerase activity.
AAAAAAAACAUACUUUUUUUAAUUAAAACGCCUCUGAGGUGACAGAUGUCAUGACACAUUAAAAUAUCACACUUUAUAGUAAUCGUCCUUGGUGUGAACGGCUUAUUGUUUUUGUCAUUUGUGGACGCUCAACAGACCGAGUCCACAUUCACUUUCAUUGUCAAAAGAGCUGUGGAUGCUUUGUUGUUUUAGAACAUUAGACCGUUAGCGAUUAUUAAGAGGAGUACAUGGCUGAAUUCUUAUUUUGGGGAGAACCAUUCCUUCGAAUGAAAGUCCCCGAUGAAGUCACGGCUUAUUAAAAUAUGAACAAUAGCGCCUGCGUGUGCGUUUUAAUCGAUUCCUCCACACAAACAUGAUCUUACGUGUCCUCAUUCCGAGUCUCAAACAUCUGCUCUUCAUUGGAUCCCUCCAUUCACUCGCUAAGAAUAGUCUGAAUCGCUUCAUUGUUGCUUCGCCGUAGUUAUAAGAAUAAUAAAAGGCUUCAUCUGAAUGUCAAACGCGCCUCCGCGGGAUGACUGACAGGAGUGGGCGUGGUCAGCGGGGCGGGGCUUCCUGCCAGAGCGAACACGCGGUUCCGUGAUCGGUGCGCUUUCCCCCUCGAUCCGUGCAGACGCCCACACCUUGUGAUUCGCGAUUCAUGAUUCACGAAUCGCAGCGCUUCUAACACACCCCGACUCCACCGGACGCGAAGCGGACCGACGGAUCCCGUCACACAUCGGCGCCAGCGCUCCCGGAAUACGUUCAGCCGCAUCUCAUACGGGUCAUGACGCUGGAGGCGAUCCGGUACCGGCCCGGUUCUCUGCAGAUCCUCAACCAGCUGCUGCUGCCGCACGAGACCGUGUACGACGAGAUCCGCUCGGUGCGGGACGGAUAUGAGGCCAUCAAGAGCAUGAAGGUGCGCGGCGCUCCCGCCAUCGCCAUCGUGGGCUGCCUGAGCCUGGCGGUGGAGCUGCGGGCGGGCGCGGGGGGCGAAGACCUCGUGUCCUUCAUCAGGGACUCGCUGUGCCACCUGACGUCCGCUCGACCCACGGCGGUCAACAUGGGCCGCGCCGCCCGCGAGCUCAUGGAGUUCACCGAGAACGAGAGCAUGGAGAAGAACACAGAGCCGCUCCGAGACAGUGUGAUUGGCUGGAUUGAGGAGAUGUUGGAGCGAGAUGUGAAUGACAACAAAAAAAUCGGCAACUAUGGCGCGCAGCACAUCCUGUCAGGCGUCCCACGAGACUCGGUCACCAUCCUCACGCACUGUAACACCGGCAGCCUGGCCACCGCGGGAUACGGCACGGCUCUAGGAGUGGUGCGGUCGCUGCAUGCGCUGGGCCGCUUGAAGCGUCUGUACUGCACAGAGACCCGGCCCUACAACCAAGGCGCCCGGCUGACGGCGUACGAGGCCGUGGCCGAGGGGUUCCCGGCCACCCUCAUCACAGACAGCAUGGCGGCGCUCGCCAUGAGGGAGAAGGGCAUCACAGCUGUCGUCGUCGGAGCGGACAGGGUUGUUGCCAACGGCGAUACGGCCAACAAAGUGGGCACGUAUCAGCUGGCCAUCGCUGCCAAGCAUCACGGGGUACCGUUUUACGUGGCGGCGCCCAGCACGUCCUGCGACCUGAGUCUGGAGAGCGGACGAGACAUCGUGAUCGAGGAGCGUCCGGCUGAGGAGCUCACCAGCAUCAAUGGAGUUCCUGUAGCCGCUCCUGGCAUCGAUGUGUGGAACCCGGCGUUUGACGUCACUCCUCACCAGCUGAUCACGGGCGGCAUUAUCACCGAGCUGGGUGUGUUCCUGCCGUCUGAACUGCAGGCCGCUCUGACGGGGAGACUCACGGCUCUGUAAGCCACUCGCUCUCCUUGUGGUUUCACCUCACUGUGGUGGAAGUGGCACCUUUAAUUACACACACAAGCGUCAGCACCGAGGUGUAAACAAGGUAUACUAGGCACGUUCGAUUCAAUUCAACACUUACAACGUGGAAAAACACCAUGUGACACACACUUGUACAACCCAGGGAUGCUUGUAAACACACUCUCACACACACACACACACACACACACACACAGACACACACACACAAGUUUGUUCUCCUUCUCUCUGUGUGUACAGCUCAUGUCACGUCAUCUCAUGUCUUGUUCCUUUUUCCACUCGUUUCUUCCCCUCUAUCUGGCUCAGCUCCAGUUUUUAACAGGAAGUGUUUCACAGAGGUGGUAAACAGUGUAGAACAUUCAGAGUAUUUCAAAAUAAAUGUCUUACGAUGAAUACGGGUCAACUGAUGUCCUUUAAGGGGAAACCUCGUGAAAGCUGUUGAGAACACAUCCGGGUCGUAUUUCACCCCAAAAUCAAAUGGAAAAAUAAGAAAUUACAUUUUUUCUAAAGUAAACAAUGUCUAUUUUAGAACUAUUAAGAAAGAUGUCGCAUUGUGAUUUUAAUGACACUUAAAUAUUUUUUAAUCCCUCCAUAUUCUCACUAAUGUAAUGCAAAAAAAACUCUAACUAAAUUUUAGAUUAAAAAUAUGGUGUAUUACUAUACUAUAUUACAGUAAUGAGAAAGAUAUUUUAAAAUAUUCUGAAAAGUACAUUCCAAAGACAUUAAAAAAACAA